UGGGUUAUUGCGCACACAGCGGGCUGAACUACAGCGGCGACUCCAACUACGACCCAAGUGUGAAGGCAUCCUUCGCUCUGCGCGUCAGGCACAGACCAGGGACGGACAGGGGGGAGGAGGAGGAGGAGGAGGAGGAGGAGGUGAGCCUCGGACCGCUGCGGAAAACUUGAUUUUCUCCUCUAAUUGAAGACAGAAGUGAUGCCCAGUAUGCGGAUGAGACUCUGAGGCUGCGUGGACUGAGAUUUUUUUUAUGUUGCCUCAUCUGAGAGCAGUUUAAUGUGCGCUUUAUCCAUUUGUUUCAGAGGAUUACUCCUUCCCUCAGUAACGAUGGGUUCUGUGAUGUUGGACUGGAGGAUAUCAUGUCUUCUUCUGCAGGCGGCUGUCUUGCUGCUGCUCAGCAAGGGGGAGAGGAUGUGCCCCGCGAGUUGUCGCUGCGAAGGGAAGAUUGUUUAUUGCGAGUCUGGCAUCUUCCAAGACAUCCCAGAAAACAUCACCACGGGAUGCCAAGGUCUGUCUCUGCGCUAUAACAACCUGCUGGUGCUGCUGCCAUACCAGUUCGCUCAUCUCAAUCAGCUGAUCUGGCUCUACUUGGACCACAAUUCCAUCAACGCUAUAGAUGCUUUAGCCUUCCACGGCGUGCGCAGGCUCAAAGAGCUCAUCCUCAGCUCCAACAAGAUCACCCGUCUUCACAAUAACACGUUCAGCGCCAUACCAAACCUGCGAAACCUGGACCUAUCUUACAAUCAGCUACAGUCUCUGCAGCCGGGACAUUUUUAUGGUCUGCGCAAGCUACAGAAUCUCCACCUUCGAUCUAACGGGCUGAGACAGAUCCUUAUUCGUACCUUUCUGGAAUGCCGCAGCCUGGAGUUUCUGGACUUGGGUUAUAAUCGCCUGCGGAGCCUCACCCGCACAACGUUCUUAGGGCUGUACAAGUUAAAAGAACUUCAUUUAGAGCACAAUCAAUUUUCCAGGAUUAAUUUCUUCAUUUUCCCACGGCUGACCAACCUGCAGGCUCUUUAUUUGCAAUGGAACCGCAUACGGUCCAUUAAUCAAGGCGUGCCGUGGACGUGGCACAAACUACAGAAACUGGACCUGUCUGGGAACGAAAUCCAAAUCUUGGACCCGGCGGUUUUCCAGUGCAUGCCGAACUUACAGACACUCAACCUCGAAUCGAACAAGCUCAGCAGCGUGCCUGUGGAGGCCGUGGCGGCAUGGACGUCGCUAACCACCGUCAGCCUGGCGGGAAACGCCUGGGACUGCAGCCCCAGCAUCUGCCCUCUGAUGGGGUGGCUCAAAAACAUCAGAGACUCCAAAGACAUCAGCAUGAUCUGCAGCAGUCCCAAGUCUGCGCAGGGAGAGAGAGUGGUGGACGUAGUGAGGAAUCACUCCACCUGUCUGGAUGUGUUCUCCACGACGGCGCUCAUCAUUCUCACUUCAACCCCAGUUGUGAACAUAACAGUUCACCUCCCUCCCUCUGGUGUUCCCCAUGCGGCUCGCACCGAGUCGCCUGCACAGGGAUUAACCCCUUCUUCGCCCGUCCGUCCAGGUGUUACAGACAGAAAGACGACAGAGUCCGCAACCCUGAGCUCCGCAUCUCCCAUCUCCCCCGAACCCCCGACAUCAUUUAUCCCGGAGCUACCAUUUGAACAUAUGGCUUUCCAUAAAAUCAUUGCAGGCAGCGUAGCCCUGUUCCUGUCGGUGUCAUUGAUCCUUCUGGUUAUUUAUGUGUCGUGGAGGCGCUACCCCAACACCAUGAGGCAGCUGCAGCAGCACUCAGUCAACCACAAGCGCAGGAAAAAGGCCCGCAAGCAGGAGCAGGACCUUAACUCUCAGUUGCAAGAGUACUACCUGAGCUACCACUCCAACUCAGAGACAAUGGACUCUUUGGUGAACGAGACGAGGCCGUGCACGUGCACCAUAUCAGGAUCCAUAGAGUGUGAGGUCUGAGCCACCUUAAGAGACUAAAACGGCAAUUGCUAAGCAGAGGUAAAAUGGUUUUUCCAAGAGAUUAAGCUGUUUUAUCUCUAAUGCAAGAUGAUAGAUUCUGCAGCUCUGAAGGAAAUACUUGAGGGCAUAGUACAAUAUAAUUAUGUGCACAGAAGAGAAGACUGGAACGGAGAGAUAUAUUUGGAGCUAAUUAUCACCCUGAGUGACACAAGAACAGUGGCGGGGUCAGCCAGGUUAGCUCUGUACGAUCUAAGGUAACGACUGGUCGGCUCUGCAGAGACUGACCUUAUUCUUAGUCGAACAUCCAACAUAUGAACCAAGAGAAGCCACUUUUUACUUGCUAGUUUUGAGUUUCAUCCUGUAGCUUGUGGAGAAUUUAGGCCGUAUGUGUGUGUGUGUGUGAAUGUGUGUGUGUUAUGAGCUGAUCUCAUGAAUCUCCUGGUUUACUGACUUCUGGCUACUGUGUUGCACCUUACUCUCACAGAUACUAUUUGUCCAGUUAAGCUGUUUUUGCAUUCGAGUGCAGCAACGCCACAAAAAAACUAACCGGGGGGGAGAGAGCGUCCUGUCCUGAGAUCUUUUGCAUGAAUUCAUUCUCCUCUCUCUCAUUAAAUGAUCACUUCUAAUUGACGAUAAAGACGUGUUUUGGUUCGUUGUGGUGCAAGCCGAAUAUUUAAAACUCACGAGUCUGAACUCAGGAGCGAUAUUUUCCAAGCUGUAAAAACCUGUCAGGUCCAACGUUGGCCUCGAUGUGUCAAAAAGUAACGAUUUUCAUAAAGACUUUUGUAUUGAUUAUUCCUAUCAUUAUGAUUAUGCAUUGUUUGUGUAAAGACAAUAUGGAUACUAGGCAUUCUAUGUGAUAAUGUGUAAUUAAAAGAAACACUGACA
This is a messenger RNA of Dicentrarchus labrax (European seabass), 2835 nucleotides long. It is a transcript of the gene lrrtm4l2, whose product is annotated as leucine rich repeat transmembrane neuronal 4 like 2. The transcript has 2 exons. Bases 277 to 1947 code for a protein of 556 amino acids. The record is from RefSeq and is a predicted model, not a curated record. Gene Ontology annotation, molecular function: protein binding. NCBI's taxonomy places the organism in Eukaryota, Metazoa, Chordata, Actinopteri, Moronidae. Gene Ontology annotation, cellular component: plasma membrane.